Trypanosoma theileri is the source of this 912-nucleotide messenger RNA. RefSeq lists its product as uncharacterized. NCBI's taxonomy places the organism in Eukaryota, Euglenozoa, Kinetoplastea, Trypanosomatida, Trypanosomatidae. The record is from RefSeq and is a predicted model, not a curated record. The transcript has a single exon. The coding region runs from base 1 to 912 and encodes 303 amino acids.
AUGCAGGUACGACGUGUAUUGUAUUUUCUGGCUCUAAUUAUGAGUGUUGCCUCUGUUUGCGUGGCGGCUGAAGAGAGUGAAUUGGAAGAGGUGGCCCAACAUAUUCCUGCACCUGGUUUUGGUGUUGGUGAAUGUCCUCCAGGCAAGACUGGUACUCCGUGUAAAAGUAAACCUGGCGUAGCUGAAGCUGCUCGUCCUGAGUGUGUGGAUGCUUCUGGAAACAAUAGUUGCCCUACUACUACUACCAUUAACACUGAAGACAAUUGCGGUGAUGGUUCUAAACCUCCUUGUCAACCACCUGCACAUAAAGGACAAAAAACCACUACAACAAAAAUACCAGAACAUAACGACAAGGGUCCUUCUGUGGAUCUUGGACCAGGUGGAGUAGCUGGUGAUGCUGCUGGUGCUCCUCCAGGUACUGGUGUUGCUCCUGCAGCUGGUCAUGAUGCUUCAACCAGUUCUACUGAAGAAGAGAAUCACGAUAAGAACCCUGUUCAAGGCGAAGCUGAUCCCGCUGCUCCUGCACCAGCUAAGGAAACGGGUGGUCUGAAUGCAGGUGACGGUGAUGCUGCAAGCAGCGAGAAAGGUACAGCAGGUGGAAGUGCAACAAACGCGGAGAGUACAGCACAACAGCCUUCUUCUUCUACCAACACAGUCACAGAAAGUGUCGGCAGUUCUGAUCCUUCAACUGAGAAAGAAAGUACAUCUGUAGAGAGUGGGUCACCAAGUACAGAGGAAGGGAAAGUGGGUAGUACAGAGACAACCACCACUACAACAACGCUUCUUCCUGAGACUGUAAACAACAAGAAGGGUGAUGCAGACAGCAGCAGCAGUAUCAGCAGUUCUGUGUGGAUGCGCACUGCAGCACCGCUACUGAUUGUGGUUGUGUUGUUCUCCGCUACCGUGUACUAA